Chionomys nivalis (European snow vole) is the source of this 1733-nucleotide messenger RNA. RefSeq names its product dipeptidase 1 (gene Dpep1). Gene Ontology annotation, molecular function: metallodipeptidase activity. Bases 206 to 1444 code for a protein of 412 amino acids. NCBI's taxonomy places the organism in Eukaryota, Metazoa, Chordata, Mammalia, Rodentia, Cricetidae. Gene Ontology annotation, biological process: proteolysis. The transcript has 11 exons. The record is from RefSeq and is a predicted model, not a curated record.
CUCUCCUUGGCACAUUGUGAAGCCCCGGGGAGUUUCCCUUUUAAAGAGGUGGCCCUUCAAAGCUGGAGGACUCGGGAGCAGGCUGGAUGUCUUUCUGGGUUUCAACUACAGGACUGAAGCGACGUUUGUACCCACCCUUAACCUGCGUGUGCUCCUGGCCAGAACAGAGUUGCCAAGGCAGCUGUGGAAGCAGAUCCCUGGGGACAUGGCAAUGUCAAUCAUCUGGUGGUUCUGGUCUCUCCUGGCCAUCUGUGCAUCCGACACAUUCCGGGAGAAGGCAGAGGAAAUCAUGAAGACCACACCGGUCAUCGAUGGGCACAACGACUUACCUUGGCAACUCCUGAAGUUGUUCAACAACAGGCUGAACAUCUCAAAGGCCGACUUGAACACACUGACCGAAACGCACACCAACAUCCCCAAGCUGAAGGCUGGCUUUGUGGGGGGGCAGUUCUGGUCCGCGUACUUGCCUUGUGACACCCAAAACAAAGACGCUGUGAAGAGGAUAUUGGAACAGAUGGAUGUCAUACACCGCAUGUGCCAACGAUAUCCUGAGACCUUCUCGUGUGUCACCAGCAGCUCAGGUAUCCAACAGGCUUUCAGAGAGGGGAAAGUGGCCAGUCUGAUUGGCGUAGAAGGUGGUCACUUAAUCGACAGCAGCCUGGGCGUCCUGCGGGCACUCUACCAUCUGGGUAUGCGGUAUCUGACCCUCACCCACAACUGCAACACACCCUGGGCCGACAACUGGAUGGUCGACAAGGGAGAUGACAAGGCUGAGAGCGAGGGACUGUCAGUCUUUGGGAAGAAAGUGCUGAAGGAGAUGAACCGCCUGGGUGUCAUGAUUGACUUGUCUCAUGUGUCCGUGGCGACAAUGAAGGAUGCUUUGAAGUAUUCUGAGGCCCCAGUCAUCUUCAGCCACUCCUCGGCCUACAGCCUGUGUGAUCACAGGCGGAAUGUACCUGAUGAUGUGCUCCAGCUGGUGAAGAGCAAAAGGAGUCUGGUGAUGGUGAACUUCUAUAGUUACUUUGUGUCCUGCUCAAAGGAUGCCACCCUGUCCCAAGUGGCUGACCACCUGGACUACAUCAAGAAGGUGGCAGGCGCUGAGGCUGUGGGCCUUGGAGGGGACUAUGAUGGCGUUACAGAGCUUCCUGCGGGACUGGAGGAUGUUUCCAAGUACCCGGAUCUGAUAGCGGAGCUUCUGAGGAGGAACUGGACAGAGACGGAAGUCAGAGGUGUACUAUCUGAAAACCUGCUGCGGGUCUUCUCUGAAGUGGAACUGGCAAGCAAUAACAUGCAAGUUCCGGAGGAAGAGCCUAUCCAACUGGAUGAGCUGGGUGGAUCCUGCAGGACAGACUAUGGCUACUCACAAGCCCCCAGCAUCCACCUCCAGAUUGGGGCUCUACUGGCCUUCCUGGUUCCCUUGCUCUUCAGUCUGAAUCUUCUGUGACAUCCUAAGGACCAGCACCUCUUUCAGUGCUCUCAGAGCUCAGGGAAGACUAGACAACCCAAGAGCACAUGUUGUCCAUGCAGAAACACACCCUCUCCCAAACAAGCAGUGUGCUGACCCGGGGACAGUUCAAGACACAUGCACACAAUAAACGACAUGAUCCCUUUAAGUGCAGAGUAUGUAUGUUGUCAGUACCCAGGCCCUGGGAGGGACUUCCGAGCAUCUGGAGAGCAAAUUUUGAGAAUGGUCCCCGUGUGAACAGGGACACAGGAACAGCUGAGUUCUUGGA